CAUAGGGUAUACUUUGAUGGCCAGGAAAAAGGUGAACUUGGCAUGGAUCUCGAACGACUCGACGCGGCGGGCGACGUUCAAGAAGCGGCGCAAGGGGCUGAUGAAGAAGGCUAGCGAACUGGCGACGCUGUGCGACGUGCGGGCGUGCGUGGUGGUGUAUGCGCCCGGGGAGGCGCAGGCGGAGGUGUGGCCGUCGCCCGCGGAGGCUGCGCGCGUGCUGGCGCGCUUCAAGAGCAUGCCCGAGAUGGAGCAGUGCAAGAAGAUGAUGAAUCAGGAGGGCUUCCUGCGCCAGCGCGUCGCCAAGGCCCAGGAGCAGCUCCGCAAGCAGGAGCGCGAGAACCGCGAGCUCGAGACCACCCUCCUCAUGUACGAUGGCCUUAACUCCGUUGCCGAAGGCGCAGGCGCAGGCGCGGUUGGCCGGCUGCGUGACCUGGGCAUCGAGGACGCCACCAGCCUCGCCUGGAUGGUUGAGAUGAAGGCCAAGGCCGUGCAGGAGCGCAUCGAUAUCCUAAAAGCCCAGAUGCAUCACGCCCCUUCUGCCGCUGCCGGGGCCGCUACCUCCUCCUCCUCGCACGCUGCCGCGGCAAUCCAACAGCACCAAGGACCGACCGACGCGCUGGUCACGAAGGAUAAGACGCCGCUCGAGGCCGCCAUGGAGGCACUGCAGCGGCAGAACUGGUUCAUGGAGGUGAUGAACCCUAGUAUCGACAAUAACGUUCUCUUCGGCGGCGUCAGUGGGCCGGCAGAAGAGAUGAUGUUGAUGCAGCCCUACAUUGAGACCACAAUGCCGUGGCUCGAUCCCUACUUUCCUCUUAACUGA
Molecule: messenger RNA, 820 nt
Organism: Ananas comosus (pineapple)
Lineage: Eukaryota; Viridiplantae; Streptophyta; Magnoliopsida; Poales; Bromeliaceae
Product: agamous-like MADS-box protein AGL80
Exons: 1
Coding region: 17-820 (267 amino acids)
Biological process (GO): positive regulation of transcription by RNA polymerase II
Molecular function (GO): protein dimerization activity; RNA polymerase II cis-regulatory region sequence-specific DNA binding; DNA-binding transcription factor activity, RNA polymerase II-specific
Source: RefSeq, a predicted model, not a curated record